Molecule: messenger RNA, 516 nt
Organism: Rasamsonia emersonii CBS 393.64
Lineage: Eukaryota; Fungi; Ascomycota; Eurotiomycetes; Eurotiales; Trichocomaceae
Exons: 1
Coding region: 1-516 (171 amino acids)
Biological process (GO): fungal-type cell wall organization
Source: RefSeq, a predicted model, not a curated record
AUGAGGAUAUUGAGCAGUUUCCUUGUGUUUCUCGCUUCCACUGCUGCAGUGGCAGCAGAGGAGGUCCCCUCCAACGCUGAACCGGGCGCGGUUUCGACGACAGGCUCCUCGCUGGUGACACCACCUCCUCUUCCUCCGCAAUCGAACCAGGAUGAAGGAGCUCUCGAAGCCCGUGAGAUUGUUCAGAACCCCGGCGCUGCACCCGCUACCACGGCCACGCAGAUGAACCCUACCACGACGAUAUGGCAGGAAACCACGCUGAAAGACGGUGAGGUCGUCACGGCACCCGUUACCUACGUCCAAACAUUUGCGAAGGUGCCAGACCAAUGGCCGUCGCCCUCGAGCGGUUCCAUCGGACUGGGCACGUUGUCGGGGAAGAUUGGUGUCACGUCCACCAUCACGGUGGAGGCUCGCUCGCUCAAGGCUCGAAGUGAGGGCACUCUGGGCCAGACGCCGUGGAUCGGGAUGGCAGUGGGAUUGACAUGCACGGCACUGGCAGCUAUAAUGCUGGGUUAA